AUGGUGGACUUGAGGUUCUUGGUGAUGGCCGUCGCGGCCGCUGUCUUUAUGUCGGCAGCGAGUGGCAGCAGUGUCAAGAGAGUGCUGACUCUGGAGAGGGCGUUUCCGGCGGACCAGAAGGUGGAGCUGGAGGUGUUGAAAGCUCGGGACCGAGCUAGGCACUCUCGAAUCAUGCAGAGCUUUGCCGGUGGCAUCGCCGAUUUCCCAGUAGUUGGUACCUCGGAUCCUUAUCUCGCCGGACUGUACUUUACCAAAGUGAAAUUGGGUUCUCCUCCAAGAGAAUUCAACGUGCAAAUUGAUACUGGGAGCGACGUCUUGUGGGUUACUUGCAGUUCCUGUAAUAAUUGCCCCCGGACUAGUGGACUUGGAGUUGAGCUCAAUUCCUUUGAUGCUGCUAACUCAUCAACAGUAUCCUCUAUUUCCUGUGUGGACAGAAGGUGUGCUUCUAUAGUCCAAGCUGCAUCUGCCAAAUGCUCUACUCAAAGCAAUCAGUGUGGUUACUCAUUCCAAUAUGCAGAUGGAAGUGGCACUGCUGGUUUCUAUGUAUCUGAUCUGCUCUAUUUGGACACAAUUUUGGGAACCUCAUUAAUUGCUAAUUCUUCUGCUCCCAUUGUUUUUGGAUGCAGCACCUCUAUGUCCGGGGACUUGACUAAAUCAGAUUCAGCCGUUGAUGGACUCUUCGGUUUUGGCCAGCAGGAUCUUUCAGUAAUAUCACAAUUGUCAUCACACGGGAUUACUCCUAAAGUAUUUUCCCACUGCUUGAAAGGAGAGGGAAAUGGUGGAGGUAUACUAGUUCUUGGAGAGAUUUUGGAUUCGAGAAUCGUUUAUACUCCUCUUGUUCCAUCGCAGCCACAUUAUAGUUUAUAUCUACAGAGCAUUGCUGUCAAUGGUCAGGUAUUGCCUAUUGAUCCAGCGGUGUUUACGACUUCAGGCAACCGAAGGACUAUUGUUGAUUCUGGAACUACUUUAGCAUACCUUGUUGAAGAAGCUUAUGAUCCCUUUGUUGGUGCUAUAACUGCUGCUGUUUCUCAAUCUGCAAGGCCAAUCAUUUCAAAAGGAAACCAGUGCUAUCUAGUCUCCACAAGCAUGGCUCAGAUAUUUCCUCCGGUUUCUAUAAAUUUUGCUGGUUCUGUGUCCAUGGUUUUAAGGCCAGAGAAUUACCUUGUGCAUAUGGGAUUCAUUGAUGGUAAUGCAACGUGGUGCAUUGGCUUUGUUAAAGUUAAAUCUCCCGGGACAACAAUUUUAGGAGAUCUUGUUCUCAAAGAUAAAAUCUUUGUUUAUGAUUUGGCUCAUCAAAGAAUAGGAUGGGCAGAUCAUGAUUGUUCAUUGUCUGUGAACGUCUCUAUAACUUCCGGGAAGGAUGAAUUUGUUAAUGCUGGACAGCUGAAUGUGAGCAGCGGCUCAUCUAGUAUCCUCCUCAAGCAGAUAAAUAAGAGCAAUAAUGCUCUCCUGCUGCAUACAUUGGCAGUGGUUGGACUUGUUUUUCUUCGCAAAUGUGGUGGUGUGCAGAAGAUGGUGGCUCUACGCCUUGCAGAGGUGCAGCAGUUGCGAUCUGUUCCAGGGAAGCAUCGGAGCCUCUACAAGCGGAGGUGCAGUUGCUACGCAGCGCCCUACGACGAUCUGUACUUUCCAGCUGAGUCUGUCAUAGAUUGUCGACAAUCUGAAAUUUUUAUAGCAGCUCUGAGGUGCAUCAACUGA
Messenger RNA from Fraxinus pennsylvanica, 1698 nucleotides. NCBI's taxonomy places the organism in Eukaryota, Viridiplantae, Streptophyta, Magnoliopsida, Lamiales, Oleaceae. The record is from the annotation of a GenBank genome assembly.